AGGGAAGAGAGACAGCCGGUUUGUCCCCUGGGAUCCCUCAGCCUCCUGGCCCGCACCGUUCGGGUGGGCGCUGCCUACGCGAUCUGCACAUCUGCCUUCCUGCUAUUGCACCCCGUUACCCCGGCGGAGGACACCCGCGGCCGCAGAGCCCGUAGCCCCACUCGCUGCACCCCGCCAUGGAGCUCGGGCUGCGCGGCGCCUGCGGGCCCGCGGAGCCGGGGCCUUGCUUGCACAGCUUGCCCGGCGAGGAGCAGGCAACUUGGGCUCUCUCGCCGGGCGCGGCCGAGGCCGAGCCGGAGCGCCGCGCGCCGGCGGUGGCCGCAGUGUUACCCGCUGGGGGGAGCGGGGAGAGGAUGGGCGUCCCCACCCCGAAGCAGUUCUGCCCCAUCCUGGAGAGGCCGCUCAUCAGCUACACUCUGCAGGCCCUGGAGAGAGUAUGUUGGAUAAAGGACAUUGUUGUGGCAGUAACUGGAGAGAAUAUGGAAGCAAUGAAUACUAUUAUACAGAGAUACCAGCAUAAACGCAUCUCGGUAGUGGAAGCUGGAGUGACUCGUCACAGGUCAAUUUUUAAUGGACUAAAAGCACUGGCCGAGGAUCAGCCCAGCUCCAAGCUCUCAAAGCCAGAAGUAGUGAUUAUCCACGAUGCUGUGAGACCAUUCGUUGAUGAAGAUGUCCUCCUGGAAGUUGUCACAGCUGCUAAGGAACAUGGCGCCGCAGGAGCAAUUCGACCUCUUGUGUCCACUGUCAUUAGUCCCUCUUCUGAUGGCUGCUUGGACCACUCAUUGGAACGUGCAAGACACAGAGCAAGUGAAAUGCCACAGGCUUUUCAGUUUGAUGUGAUCUAUGAAGCUUAUCAGCGGUGCAGUGACUAUGACUUGGAAUUUGGAACUGAGUGUUUGCAACUGGCUCUAAAAUACUGUCACAUUAAAGCCAAACUUGUGGAAGGGUCACCUGAUCUGUGGAAGGUGACCUACAAACGAGAUCUGUAUGCAGCUGAAUCGAUUAUUAAAGAAAAAAUUUCACAACACAUUUGUGUAGUUGUGGACACAAAAGAAAAUGAAGAACAUGUAGGUGGACUCCUUGAAAAAACACUGAAAAAUGAAUUAAAUCAUGUUAAAGUCACAUCUGGAGCUCUGUGUCACAUUGACAGAGAUCUUCAGCAAAACAUCUUACAGCAAUGCUACAGUUUUGUUUGUGUGAAUGUUAUGACCUCUGAUUUCCAAGAAACUCAUAAAUUACUGAAAAUGCUGAAAGAGAGUAAUCUGUCUAGUUUAUAUCCUGUUGUUGUUAUAUCAGUGCAUUUCCUUGAUUAUAAAUCAGAGCCUUUUGGUGAGAAAAUGGAAAACCUAAUGCAGAUUAGGAAAUUUGCAAAGGAAGUGAGAAAAAGAAAUAUUUUACUAUGUGGUCUUCUCAUAUAUUACCCACAGGAUAAACAGAAACUACAAGAAAGUUUAAAGCAAGCAGCCACUAUUAUUGCUUCCUUAAUCAGAGAGAGAAAUUCUGCACUCACUGGUCAACUUCUGGUAGCAUGAAGAAAGUGAAGAAGAUUGCCUCCUAAAUUUUUAGAAAUCUUUACCUAAGUAUCUCUUUUGUGAAUUCGUACCUAUUGUAUGUGGCAGAAUGUUUUUAAGUUUCCUUUUAUGUCUCAUAAUUUGUAGAAUGUGAUGCUGUUAUAAAAGUGAAAGUAUUUAUAUCUGUAUAAUAAAAUAUUUUCGUGCAUGUCUAAUACAAAUUACCUGAAACAGAAAAGAAUAGAUAAGUAGAAAAUGAUUAUCUUCACAUGAAGAAUCUUUUCACAAAGGCACGAAAGGUCAAAUAGAAAUAAUGAGGGGUUAGCUACUCCAUCAGUCAGUGAGAAUUUACGGAAUGUCAACUGUUAUCUCUAUGUUGAUUGUAAAUCACAAUAUAAUGAAGCUAAGAGAUCAUAUUCAGAAUUAAUCUUAAUUUAAAAGUUUUUACCAUUUGAUGUUUUGACUUAUAUUCUAUUUUCCCCCCAUACUUUAAGGCAAAAAGAGAUCGAGGAGAUAACAGCAAAUUCUGGUUUAAAUAUCUUUGCUAGUAUAUCUAUGAGAUAUACUCUUUAUGCUUUUCACUAUUUUAAAAUAGUAUCUUUUUGGCUUAUGAAAUAAUUUUUAGUUAGAUUACUUUAAAAGGUCUCUGAUUUUUCUAAGUUUAAAAGAAGACUGGAAAGCUUCAUAAAAGAGAAUUUAUGUUGAUCAGUCCCAGGUUAGACAAUUUCUAAGAUUAAGAAAGUCUUUUGCUCAUCACAAAUAAUUUAAUGAAUUAUCUUUUGAUGUGAUACUGCUACUGAUUAAUAUCAAGUUCAUAUUUUUAAA
Molecule: messenger RNA, 2336 nt
Organism: Condylura cristata (star-nosed mole)
Lineage: Eukaryota; Metazoa; Chordata; Mammalia; Eulipotyphla; Talpidae
Gene: CRPPA
Product: isoprenoid synthase domain containing
Exons: 10
Coding region: 177-1532 (451 amino acids)
Biological process (GO): protein O-linked glycosylation via mannose; isoprenoid biosynthetic process
Cellular component (GO): cytosol
Molecular function (GO): D-ribitol-5-phosphate cytidylyltransferase activity
Source: RefSeq, a predicted model, not a curated record